Molecule: messenger RNA, 519 nt
Organism: Miscanthus lutarioriparius
Lineage: Eukaryota; Viridiplantae; Streptophyta; Magnoliopsida; Poales; Poaceae
Source: the annotation of a GenBank genome assembly
AUGGCAAUUGGACAGGGCGAUGCGAAGAAGGGCUCUCUUGCCACGAGCUUGAGCUUCUCAAACUGCAGGAGCAGCACAAGAAUCUUCGGGAGGAAGAGAGUCGCCGUCUCGCCGACUCCAGGAUCCCGGAGCCCGCACUCGCCGGUGCGCACCCUGCGCAAGCAGCGCAGCGUCCGGUUCCACAUGGACGACGCCGUCAACCUCAUUGAGUCGCUGCCGCAAGAUGUUCUGAUUAAAAUCCUGUGUAAGGUGAACCACAGUGACCUGAGGCAGCUCUUCCUGGUAUCAAAACCAGUCAACGAAGCGACAACUGUUGCUAGAGAGCUGCAUUUCAAGUUUUCAACGCCGUCGGCGAAGUCUGUUUUUAGAGACGAGGAAACCGGCGACGACGAGGACGGCCCCGGCGCGCCCAAGCAACGCAGGGUUGCAAAUGCAAGGUCGCGCUUGCGGGGCAAAACCCUGGAGGGCAUCGCCGUCAACCUGUCGGCAUCAUUUGAGAGCUUGAUCUCCGAGGUUUAG